AUGAACGCCAGGACAUACAAAAGAAGACCUUCACAAAAUGGAUUAAUUCACAUUUGCUUAAAGCCCAGUGCACACCAGUGAUCGAUUUGUUUGAGGAUUUACGCGAUGGCCAUCGUUUGUUGGCAUUGCUUAGUAUACUCACUCAAUCACAGAUGAAACCUGAGAGGGGUCGCAUGCGCGUACAUCACAUCAACAACAUUAACAAAGUUAUCCAAGUGAUACAGGAGCAUGGCGUCAAGUUGGUGAAUAUUUCUAGCGAUGACAUAGUCGCUGGCAAUCCGAAAUUGACGCUUGGCCUGAUCUGGCUCAUUGCGCUUGAGUUCAAUGGCCAAAAUCUAGUCAAGAGCCAGUCGAGCAAUGGCGUCGAGAAAUCGUUGCUUGCGUGGGCGCGUCAAUUUGCCGAACCAUAUGGAUUGCAGCUGCAUGACUUUUCCACCAGUUGGGCUGACGGACGCGCCUUUCUCAUUAUACUCAACGCGCAUCUUGACGAUAUCGACUUGAGCGCGGCGCUGACGAAACAUCCUUUGGCGCGACUCAAGACCGCUUUCGAUUUGGCGCACAAGUACUUUAAGAUUGAGAAGCUGCUCGAUCCGGAGGAUGUACACACGCACAAGCCCGACAAUAAAUCCAUACAAAUGUAUGUGAUGUGCUUGUAUCAUGCCAUGGAGUCGUUACGCAAUCGCGAACGCAGUGAUAGCGCGGGUGAAGCGGUGCUGUUCGACGAGAAGGCGCAGGAAGCGCUGCCACCGCGCGCGCCACACAGAAACAUCACAGAUCUCGAUGAGGUACCGUUGGAUAGCGCAGAAGAGGUGUUCUCUGACCUGAGCAGCACGCCAGUGAGCAGCUCAGACCCAGUGAAGUCGCCCAAGCAUAGCAGCGAUACAAUACGCAGCAUUAUGGACAUCGUUAUGGAUGAGAGCAAACCGCCGCCUUUGGAUUUCUUGCGCAUGUCGCAUGAUAAGUCGCGGCCCAUAAGCACGGCGACAAAUGCAUCGAUUGAGAUUACUAGCUAUCAGGCAGCACUGGAGGCGGUGCUCACGCUGCUGCUAGAAGACGAGCAGAUACUCUCACGUGAGUUGCCUGAGCCCAACGAUUUUCAGAGCGCCAAGUUGCAGUUCCAUGAGAAUGAACAUUUCAUGUUGAAACUCACCGAACAUCAGCAGUAUGUGGGAGAAGCGCUCGAAGAGGGCUCCAACUUGAUUAACGAAUCGCAAAAAACUUCGGGUCUUACGACCGAAGAUCAAAAUGAAAUACGCCAGCAAAUGGUGCUGCUACAAGAUCUAAAGACAAUGGAGAGUAAGGACGUCACCGAUCUGGGUGGCAUUACGAAGCGCAUGAAUGACCUGAACUAUUGCGCCAAGGACUUGUUAGAGUUGGAGCGCUACCUAGUGGACUUGCGGCAAAUGGUGGCUGCUUCGCUGCAGGAAGGCGAUGAUCAGGGUGAGCGCGUGCUGGUGCAGUUGGAGAGUUUCGAAGAUCGCUUGGACGCGCUAAAACAGAUAGUUGAAGUACAGACUGAUCGUAUCGAAGCUAAGGGUUUCAAGUUCGGGCGCGAUCGUGCGUCAUAUGACGAUAGUCGCGUGGUGCGCCCAGAUGGCUGGGUAGACUUUCAGAUGCUCAUAAAAUUUGGUGAGGAAAGGGAUGAGAUGAACGAGGAGAAUACGAAAGCCGGACAAGAGGAUGAAGAACCGCAAACGACCGCCUACCAAGAAGCGUCACCGGAGGGCAAUAAGAAGCGUAAGCUGCGCAGCUCCGAUAAUUUUUAUUUGCUCACCGGGCGCAUAAUGGAGACAUUUAACUUCCUCGACGACUGCGAAGAUCGCCUGCAGAGCGUGCAUCGUCAGAGCUUGCGCAACCAAAGCGAAAUGCUAAUAACGCUGGAGAAAGAGGUCGCAAAGCGCGUGCCACUAACCAGCGAGCUGAAGCAGCUAUUUGAGGUGUGCGAACAGGAAGAUCUGAAGCGGAAUUUAAUUAUGGAGGCCACGCAGAUAAAACAGAUUGACGAGCGCUUUACGGAGCUCAUCAAACGCAUCGUCGAGCAGAAAUCCGAGACAGCACAAAUAAUAGCCAAGGAGAAGUUCUACAACAGCUUGACUGGCUUCAAGUUAGUGCUUGCUGAUUCACGAGACUGGUACAAGCAGCACUCGCUGUCAGCGAGCAAGUCCGACUUAGAGCAACGCUUGAGUCACAUGGAAUCGCUGUCAAGCGAAAUAGCCGACGCAAAGGAGAUUACCGCCACGCUGAGUGAUGACUUGCAUGAAUGGAAGCAGGAUUUCAACAUAUUUUACGACAGUUGGAGCGACAUGAAGCGCGCAAUCAUCACACUCAUACAAGAGAAGGGUGGACUGGACGAAGUCAAUGAGCGCCUGCAACGUUUGGAGGACUUCAUAGCGAAGGUGGCGGGUGUAAAAGUGGUCGUCACUGACUUGACGCCCAUGCAGCAGCAACAGAAGCAAUUGAACGCGCUUGUCGAUGAAUUGGAAAAGUUGAAAGCGGACUACCAGUAUGUCUGCCAACGCCGCCCCGAUGCAAUGGGCACCGAGUUCGAGGAGAACUGGGCGAAAAUACCGGAACAGCUGAACGAGCGCGUAAUAAAGCAAACGACGGCGAUUGAGAAUCUCAACCAUUUCAAUGCCGAGUAUAAUGCCAUAUUGAAUGUGCUGCGCAAGCUGGAGGCGAAGUUCAAGCGGGACGAUGCUGAAAACACAGAGCAGCCGCUGAAUGGGCAAGCGACAGUAGGCGAUAGCAAUCGGUUGAAUAUGGAACUGCGUAAGAUCGAAAUUGAUGUGAUAAGCGCACGCAACUUCAGCGAGAUACUCAUCAAGGACGCAGAGUCGGCGCAUCGUGAGCACUUGCUCGCGCAAAUUAAGGAACUGAAUGAGUUCUUUACAAAGGUGCAAGAGCUGCAUAAAGGACAGGCGCUGAAACGCACGCAAGUGCUGGACAAAGCCGAAGAAGUGUUCAAAAGUCUGGCUAAGACGGAAGUGUGGCUAAACGAACUCGAGCAAAAUACGCCGAAGACGAAGAUCUCUGAGAUUAACAAUUCAAAUGAACUCUUCCAAAUCAAAAGUAAGUUCCAAACACUCAAGGAAACCUGCGAACGUGAGUCGGUGAGUUUCCGCGAGUUGAACGAAGUUGGCGGCGAGCUGCUGCUGCAAAUGGACGAAUUGAAAACAACGGGCGAAGAAGUGGACAGCAAAUAUGCGCAGCUGCCGAAGAAGUUUACGCGGUUGAGCGCGCGCUGGACGGAGGUCACUUCGCUGGUGUAUGCGAAAACAGCGCUACUCGAGCAUAUCUCCACGCAGCUGGGUGAGUUCAAGAAGUUUAUGGUCUCCGAAUCGGGUUAUCUGGAUCGACUGGAGAAUAAGAUUGGCAGCACGCCGGAGAACGCGGACGCUGAGGAGAUCAUUGAGGAAUUGGAUGAUCUCGAAAACGUGCUGCGUGCGCACUCCGACGAGUGGGUGGAGAAAAUUCAAGAAAUUGGCAACGAGCUAAUUGAAAAUGAAUUUAUGGCGGAUUCGAUACGCGCCGAAAUCGAUGGUAUUGUGGAACGUUGGACUAAGCUGCAACAGCGUGCCAAACAACGCACCGAAAUACUGGAGAAGGAGGUGAGCGAGGCUGAACAAUCCGAGAAAUGCAUGGUGCAAUUCGAAGCGUGGCUGACGCGCGUCGAUGAGAUACUCACCGAACAUCUGGAGAAUGAUGUGACCAUUGAGGAUCUGCCGGAUGAUUUUCAGCGCUUAGUAAAAGAAUUCGAAUCGAACAAGCAGUGCUUCCAAGAAAUUGACGAACUCAUUGCUGAACACACACGCAAUGGCAAAAUUGAGGCAGCCAAUCGUUUACAGGAGAAGCUGAACCUAAUGGAGUUGCGCUUCAAGUCGUGUCAACUGAAGCUGAAUAAGUGUACAGCUCCGCAACCGGCGUACGAGUCACGCUUGAAUCGCGCUGUGGCUGAGUUGCGUGCUGUCGAACAUUCCACAUUGGUUUUGGACGUAGCUUCGGCUGGGCCCAGCACCGUACAGGCGCAGUAUCAGAAAUGUGUGCAAAUCUAUCGCACACUAUCCGAAAUUAAACCAGAGAUCGAGAGCACUAUCAAAACGGGUCGCAAAGUUUGCGAAGAUAAAUUUACGCGCUCGCCCAAACAACUUAGUCAACGCAUCGACGCACUUAAACAUCUCUACAAUGCGCUUGGCGAGAAUGUCACACAAUCGAAAGUGUUCCUCGAGACGCUACUCAAAUUGGCACACCAGCUGGAUGAAUACUUCGAUCUUGCUGAUCAGCUUAUAAGGCGCUUCGAAUCGCUACAAGAGAAGCAAGAUCGCAAUUCUUGUUUCUUGGAAUACGAAGAUCUGCUGCAACGUUGUGAGGAAUUAUAUGAGGAAUAUAGCAAAUCCUGUGAUCAAUCAUGCAUGGAGGAUACGCGACAGAAGAUUGAUGAACUCAAGACGAUCUACAUGAAAUUGACUAGCGCCGAUGUUAUUAAACGCUUAACAGAAAUGAAGUCAACUUUGCAGAAUUUGGAUAACAUAUCGGCAGAGACAUUGAAAGCCAUGGAACAUGAGCUGAAACAGAUAAAUACGCCUUCAAAUCCGGAUAUAGAGAAGCUGCAGCAACAAGUAAUCGCCAUUGUGGUGGACGCUAUAAAAACGCGUUUUAAUGAAAAUUCCGAGUUGACAAAGCUCCUUGCGACACCAACUUUGACUAAAACUGCACCAACACCGCAAACUGUUGAAAACGGCGAUACCGAUGUAGAAAUAGUUGUUGUUAGCGAUACUGUGCGUCAAAGACGUGCACGCACACCAGGUGGAAAUGACUCACAGAACGUUGGCGACACACCAACAAAGCCCGAUAAAUCCCAGACAAGUCAGACACCAGUGGAAGUGCAGCAACCAAAUGAUUCGCCUUCAACCACAGCCGAUCAAGCCAUUGUCACUCAAGUGCUACCCGAUGUUCUGCCUCCACAAACCUUCCGUCUAGCUGAAUCUAGCACUCUAUUUUCGCACAUAUCAACCUCAACACCAAUUGAAACUACAGAGAGCGUACCCGCAAAACCGCCUAAACGCAGAAGUCGCAAGGGCGAACAGCACGCCAGGGUGGUGGAGAUACGCGAGCGUAAUUUGCCACAUGAUAAAAUGUCUGUGCAAAAUAUUGAUUUUGAGCCGCAAGUUGGUGAGAUUGUCGACACGGUGAAUAUUUUGGAGAGUGUGGAACCAUUCGUGCCGGAAUACGUGGAAACGGUGCAAAUUGUCGAUCUCUCUGAAGAUUCGGACUCAUCGAUGCGCAUUGAUGCCGAUGGCAAAGAGGUGCAGCGUAGCAAAAGUAAACGCUCGCUCUGCGAAUCGCCUAUACCGCAACCACCACACUCACCGCUAUCACCAGAUGACGUGGAGUUGCGUAAUACACAGCCACUCAAUGCAAGCACACCUUUCUUGCGGGUGGAGAAGCAGCGUAUUUCAUUCGAUGAGAAACGUAAGCGUAUCGAAAGUGAGCGUGAUAUACUACGUGACUCAGAGGAGGAUGAAGAUGAGCUACCGGCGAAAGGAGAUGAAGCUUCAAGUGCAACGCAUACGCCACCGAAACAACCAAAGCGUUGGCGUCAACUUACACUCACACUGGACGACGGGCUGUCACCUAAAAAAGCCAAGUCUCGUGAUGGAACAGAGCAGCCAUGUGCAGUGGAGUCUCCAGUACGCGACAGUUUUUAUGGUGCCGAUAAAGAUGCAAGUUACGACUUGGAACCAUUGGUAUUCUCCGAUGAUGAAGACAUACCGAGAUUCUCAUUAGAAAUGACACCAACAUUUGAUUCCGAUAGUGAUACGAGUCGCAUUGAGACGCCCGGCACUAAAAAACCCAACUUCUUAGAUAGCAAAGUCCUCCCCUCAGCUACGUCAAUGGAUGAUUCGAACAUUACCUUAAAGAGUCCUUACUCAGAGAGUCCUUUGAGCUUCCGCGAUAGUGCACCGCUAGAUCAACGCGUCCAAACGUUCGAUAAAAUGGCUAAGUACAUGAUACGAAAGAUGGAGGCGACGAAGGAGAAGAUUCAAAAGUGCGAUGAGGGCGAAAGCGCCAUUGAGGACUUGAAACUCUUGAUUGCGCCCGAUGCCGCCACCUUGAUUUCUCAAGGCGAUUCUUUGGUGCUAGAGACUCACGGCAAACAGGGAAAUCUAUCCCGUUUAGUUAUGAAAACACAGAUCAUAUUACGAGAGAAAUUCCGUGAGGUGCAGCAAGCCAAAUCCAAAGUACCUGGCGUGCCGCAACACACCGAUGACAACAAUACGCCCAGUCCACGUUCUACACUUGAAAAGCUUAACAUCGAUCUAGAAGAACUCGUCACGAAAGGUCUCAAACGCAUAAACGAUCUAAUUGAGAAGCCAUACGAUAAGAAAUCUAUUGAGGCCCUAGAGCGCCGCCUUGAGGAAAUUAGCGAUCGUCGCGACGAUUUGAAACUUAUUGUCAAUAAAAUUGGCAAAAGUGUGGAGAGACCCAAGAUAACAGCCACAAUGAUGAGUGAAAUUGAAAAGUCCAAAAACAAUCUCCAGUCGCACGCUGACACUGUGGAGCUUUCUCUUACCGAAUUAAAACAGCUUAAUAAGCUGUCAGCUAGAAAUGGCGAUGAUAAAGAUUACAACGACGAACCAAGCGGCACCGGUGCAUUGGCUGGUAGUUUUGAUAAAUCCGUACUUCAAAUAUCAGAUUGGUUGACGUGGGAACAAAAUAUGAUAAAAAUACAAAGUGUUGCCGUCGAUGAUGUGGAUGCGGUGCGCAUGGCCAUCGAAAAGCAAGAGAAAGUUUUACGUGAAUUGAAAAUGAAAAAGCCGCAACUCAAUGAAUUGGUUCACACGGCUGAGGUGCUUAAGGGCGACGUAAAGCGGCAACAGUUGCAGGAGAAAGUUACACGCUUACGUGAGCACUGGGAUGAGACCUCACAGUGUGUGCUGCAACGCGCCGCCCAAUUGAAGAAUAUGCUCGGCGAUUCACAGCGCUAUGAAACAAAGCGCUUGGAGUUGGAAAAAUGGCUGGCCCGCAUGGAGGCACGUGCCGAGCGCAUGGGCAACGUUGCCACCACGGCUGAUGUCUUGGAAGCGCAGCAAAAGGAGCAAAAGUCUUUCCACGCCGAGCUGCAUCAGAAUAAACAACAAUUUGAACUUUUCAAUGCUUUGACGCAAAAGUUGAUUGCCGUUUAUCCAUCGGAUGAUACUACGCGUAUCAAAAAGAUGACAGAGGCCAUUAAUCAGCGUUAUUCAAAUUUAAAUAAUGGCGUCGUCAAUCGCGGCAAGCAGCUUCAUGCCGCCGUACAUAGUCUUCAGUCAUUCGAUCGUGCUAUGGAUCAAUUUCUCGCUUUUCUCUCCGAAUCAGAAUCACUUUGUGAGAGCGCCGAGGCUGAAAUUGAUCGCAAUCCACUAAUGUUCAAGGAUUUACAAUCGGAAAUUGAAACGCAUCGCGUCGUUUAUGAUCGUCUCGAUGGCACCGGCCGCAAGCUGUUGGGUUCACUCACCUCGCAAGAGGAUGCGGUGAUGUUGCAGCGUCGACUGGAUGAAAUGAAUCAGCGUUGGAAUAAUUUGAAGUCGAAGAGCAUCGCCAUCAGAAAUCGCUUGGAGUCGAAUUCGGAACAUUGGAAUGCGUUGUUGUUGUCACUACGCGAACUCACCGAAUGGGUUAUACGCAAAGAUACCGAACAAUCGUCGCUGAGCGUUGGUCCGCUGAUGGGCGAUGCUGCGAGUCUGCAAAAACAAUUGGAUGAUCAUAAAGCCUUUCGACGUCAACUGGAGGACAAACGUCCCAUUGUCGAAAGCAAUUUAUUGAGUGGACGUCAGUAUAUUACAAGUGAGCCGCCAGUAUCGGACAACAGUGAUACGGAAGCACACGACACCGAUUCCCGUUACCUAAGCGCUGAGGAACAAAGCCGCGAGCUAACGCGCAGCAUUCGCCGUGAAGUCGUCAAACUCUCCGAGCAAUGGAACAAUCUAAUUGAUCGCUCUGACAAUUGGAAGCAUCGCCUGGAUGAAUAUAUGACGGGUGCAUGCGGAACACGGCUGCUACAAGGUAGUGGAUCCGAGUCGAUGUUCGCUUCAGGUAUGGAGCGCACGUCCAAAAUGUUCGAAGCGUAUCUCCCAUCACAACAUGAUCAACUAGGUUCUUCGUUCUUUGAUCAGAGCACAGCCAAGUGCCUUUGUGGGUGA
This is a messenger RNA of Rhagoletis pomonella (apple maggot), 8180 nucleotides long. Its product is annotated as dystrophin, isoforms A/C/F/G/H. Gene Ontology annotation, biological process: synaptic signaling. The record is from RefSeq and is a predicted model, not a curated record. Gene Ontology annotation, cellular component: plasma membrane. Gene Ontology annotation, molecular function: protein binding. NCBI's taxonomy places the organism in Eukaryota, Metazoa, Arthropoda, Insecta, Diptera, Tephritidae.